Nipponia nippon (crested ibis) is the source of this 698-nucleotide messenger RNA. NCBI's taxonomy places the organism in Eukaryota, Metazoa, Chordata, Aves, Pelecaniformes, Threskiornithidae. The record is from RefSeq and is a predicted model, not a curated record.
AUGUUCCUGGUCGGACUCUCGGGUGGAAUCGCGUCAGGGAAGAGCACCGUGGUGGCCGUACUCCGGGAACUGGGCUGUGCCGUGAUUGAUGCCGAUGUUAUUGCCAGAGAGGUGGUGCAGCCCCACUUCAAGGCCUAUCAGCAGAUAGUGCGUUACUUUGGCAGCAAGAUCCUCUUGGAGAACGGAGAGAUAAAUCGUGAGGCUCUAGGAAACAUUAUCUUCUCCCACCCGGAGAAACGGCAGCUGCUGAACUCCAUCACCCACCCGGAGAUCCAGAAGGAGAUGCUGAAGCAGAUCUUGAAGUACUUUGUGCUAGGCUACCGCUACGUGAUCCUUGACAUCCCUCUGCUCUUCGAGACCAACAGAUUGACCAAGUUUAUGAAAUACACGGUCUUGGUUUAUUGCGACCCGCCGACGCAGCUCUCUCGGCUGAUGAAGAGGAACGGGCUGUCCCAGGCGGAGGCAGAAGCUCGCAUCACCUCCCAGCUGCCGCUGGACGAGAAGCGCAAAUUAGCGAGUCACAUCAUUGACAACUCCGGGGACCGGGAGAGCACACGCCGGCAGGUCCUGAGGCUGCACAGGCCUGAAUUUCCAGGUUUGAAAAGGGCAAUGAAAGGCCACUUCUUUUAAUGAGCUUUGCCAGCUGAAUGCAGACAGCGGCGUGAGGCGUCUCCUUGCAGACUUCCCAAGGUGAACGU